AUGCCUUGUCAAACAGUUGUCAUUAUUGGCGCGACUGGCUCCCAGGGUGGAGCUGUCGCCAUGGAGCUUCUUAGUUAUCCAGACAGCUAUCAUGUCCGAGCCCUUACUCGCGAUCCUUCAAAGCCGGCCGCCAAAAACCUGGCUCACUUUGGGGCGGAGCUGUACACUGCUGACCUGGAUGGUGGUCGUGAAAUGCUCGCAUCCGCGUUCUCAGGCGCUGACAUCAUAUAUGCAAUGACUGACUUCUGGCAGACACAGUCUACUGAUGUCGAAAUUGCGCAGGGAAAGGCAAUCGCUGAUCCUGCUGCCCAGACUAGCACAGUGAAGCAUCUUAUUUGGAGUGCCCUUCCUGACCCUGUGAAGCUCUCAAAUGGCCAAUUCCUUAAUGUCCAUCACUGGAAGGGUAAGAGCUUGGUGACAGAAUAUAUGCAGAAUGAACAACCCGCUCUUUGGGCGAAGACGACCAACAUCCUCUUCCCAAACUACUUUGAAAACUGCUUGACUACUCCCGACCGAUAUCUCCCAGUCAAGGACACCUCGGGGACUUACCGUCUCACCUUCCCGCACAGUCUACAAACUGUGAUGCCUAAUGCCGCUAUCGCUGACACUGGCAAGCUUGUGCGUGCCAUCCUUGAGGCCGGCUCACGCUAUUUGGAAAAGACCGUUGCUUUUUACAGUGAGGCCUUAUCAGAGGCAGAAAAGCUAGCUAUCAUUGGAAAGCGCUAUAAUGUCCCAGUUCAGUACCAGCAAGUUGGCUCUAGCGAGUUCCAGAAGAUUCUUCAAUCUCGUGAUGGCUUAUCUGAGGAGAUUGCUCUCGAUUUCACAGAGCAGUUGAUGAUCUUCGAGAAAUGUGGCAAUGUCUACGCAAAUAAAGAUUUCGUGCAAGCAAACGAGAUCCCUGGUUUGAAGCUCCAAACCUGGACCGAGUUCCUGGCCAAGAACCAACUGCGACUAGACAGAGAUAUAGCCCCUGGAUCAUACAGCGUGAUUCGGAGUUUCCGCGAUGCAAUUGGUGCAAGCAUCACAGCUUGGCCUGUACUUACAAUGGAGUCUCCAGACAAACUCGGACAAGGUAUGACAGAUAAGAGCAGACACAUCCCUGUCCUCCACCACUUCGCCUGGUCACGCUUUUCUCAGGCUUCCAACUGA
This is a messenger RNA of Aspergillus wentii DTO 134E9, 1149 nucleotides long. RefSeq names its product NmrA/HSCARG family protein. Lineage: Eukaryota; Fungi; Ascomycota; Eurotiomycetes; Eurotiales; Aspergillaceae. The transcript has 7 exons. The coding region runs from base 1 to 1149 and encodes 382 amino acids. The record is from RefSeq and is a predicted model, not a curated record.